This is a messenger RNA of Tripterygium wilfordii, 1020 nucleotides long. RefSeq lists its product as uncharacterized. NCBI's taxonomy places the organism in Eukaryota, Viridiplantae, Streptophyta, Magnoliopsida, Celastrales, Celastraceae. Bases 1 to 1020 code for a protein of 339 amino acids. Gene Ontology annotation, molecular function: DNA helicase activity. The record is from RefSeq and is a predicted model, not a curated record. Gene Ontology annotation, biological process: DNA repair; telomere maintenance. The transcript has a single exon.
AUGGAUUUGGGAAACACUAUGUUAAGAGAAGAGUUAUCACACAAUAUAUACGAACUACAAUGUCAAACCAAAUGUUUGGUACAGCAAAUGAAUUAUGAUAAAAAAUUGGUAUAUGAGGCUGUUUUAGAAGCUAUGUACAAAAGAAGUGGUGGUUUCUUCUUUGUUUAUGGUCACGGUGGAAUUGGGAAAACUUUCCUUUACAAUGCAAUUAUUGGCAGUUUACGUUCAGAGGGCAAGAUAGUACUUGCAGUUGCAUCUUCUGGUAUUGCGUCACUACUAUUGCCUGGAGGAAGGACAGCACAUUCAAGUUUCAAAAUCUCAAUUAAUAUCCAUUCAGAGUCAAGCUGUCACAUUAAAAAAGGCACACAAGUGGCAAAACUUAUAAAAAAGACAUGUAUUAUAGUAUGGGACGAGGCACCAAUGACACAUCGCCACUGUUUUGAAGCUCUGGAUAGGUCUAUGAGAGAUAUGUUGACAACUGAUGAAGAACCAGCAGAGGACAAAAUUUUUGGGGGCAAAAUAGUUCUCCUUGGUGGGGAUUUUAGGCAAAUCCUUCCUGUCAUUGUAAAGGGCUCAAGAUACGACACAGUAAAGUCCUGUAUAACACAAUCUCAUUUAUGGCCUCAUCGCAAGAUCUAUGUUUUAAAACAGAAUAUGCGCCUCUCCGAUAUUGGAUUGAACAAUCAACAAAGAUCAGAAUUAAAGAAAUUUAGUGACUGGCUUUUAGACAUUAGGGAAGGUAGAGAAGCAACAAUCAAGAUCAAUGAAGACGAAGAAGUUCCCAGUUGGAUAAAGAUACCUGAAAGUUUAUUGCUCAAAUCUGAAAAGGGUGAAAUAGAAGAUAUGAUCAGAGAAAUAUAUGAGCACUUACCAUCUUUGUACAGUGAUCCCAAUUACUUAAAAGAAAGAGCAAUAAUCACAGCAACAAAUGAAGCUGUUGACAUCAUAAAUUCACAUGUCCUCAAAUUAAUACCAAUUGAACAUAAAACAUACUUAAGUUUCUACUCAAUCUACAAAUAG